Pistacia vera is the source of this 2338-nucleotide messenger RNA. RefSeq names its product F-box/kelch-repeat protein At1g74510. Bases 1 to 1266 code for a protein of 421 amino acids. The record is from RefSeq and is a predicted model, not a curated record. Gene Ontology annotation, cellular component: nucleus. Gene Ontology annotation, molecular function: protein binding. The transcript has 2 exons. NCBI's taxonomy places the organism in Eukaryota, Viridiplantae, Streptophyta, Magnoliopsida, Sapindales, Anacardiaceae.
AUGGAAGAUCUGUGGACGUAUAACAGUUUUGGCGUAAUUGACAACAAUAAGCGCCCACUGGAAGAUGGAGAUGACCCUGCAGCGAGAAAGACGGCGAAACCAUUAGAGCUCCAUGAGAAAGAAGAAACUGUGAAGGGUCUGCAUGAUCUUUCUCUUGCCCAAACUGAGCAACCAGAUGACAAGAAUCGUGGACGCUGUCAUUCAGAGUCAAAUCCACUCAUUUACCAGCUUGGGCGUGACAUAUCAAUCAACUGUCUCCUUCACUGCUCAAGGUCUGACUAUGGCACAAUAGCAGCAUUGAAUAAAGCAUUCCGGUCUCUCAUUCAAAGCGGAGAACUUUACAGGCUGAGGCGGGGUAUGGGUAUCGUUGAACAUUGGGUUUACUUCUCGUGCAACCUGCUGGAAUGGGAGGCAUUUGAUCCAAUUCGCCACAGAUGGAUGCAUUUGCCGCGAAUGGCUUCAAAUGAAUGCUUCAUGUGUUCAGAUAAGGAGUCGUUGGCCGUUGGUACCGAACUGCUUGUUUUUGGAAAGGAAAUAACUUCCCAUGUUAUUUAUAGGUAUAGUAUCUUGACCAACACGUGGUCAUCUGGCAUGAGUAUGAAUGCACCAAGGUGCUUGUUUGGAUCAGCCAGCCUAGGGGAAAUUGCUAUCUUAGCUGGCGGUUGUGAUCCAAGUGGCAAUAUUCUGAGCUCAGCUGAGCUCUACAAUUCAAUAACGGGCACGUGGGUGACUAUCCCAAGCAUGAAUAAGCCAAGGAAAAUGUGCUCUGGGGUUUUUAUGGAUGGGAAGUUUUAUGUUAUUGGUGGGAUUGGGACACAGACCCCAAAUACACUUACCUGCGGGGAGGUGUAUGAUUUAAAGAUGAGGACAUGGACUGUGAUAGAGAACAUGGUCCCACCACAAAAUGGAGGGGCUGGGGUAACGGCAUCUGCUGCGUCUGGGGCACCACCUUUGAUUGCUGUUGUGAAAAAUGAGCUGUAUACAGCUGAUUAUGCGCGGCAGCAGGUGAGGAAAUAUGACAAGAGGAGGAAUGCGUGGAUCACACUUGGGAGAUUGCCUGAGCGGGCAGAUUCAAUGAAUGGAUGGGGUUUAGCUUUCAAAGCAUGUGGAGACAUGCUCAUUGUUGUUGGUGGACCAAGGAAUUUAGGUGGAGGCAUGAUUGAGCUCAAUGCUUGGGUUCCAGGUGAAGGUCCUCCAGAGUGGAACUUGCUUGGAGCAAAGCCCUCUGGCAGUUUUGUGUACAAUUGUGCAGUGAUGGGAUGCUGAAGUGCUAGCUUUGGUUAUACAGCUGAUUAGAAUUUCCAACAGUCACAGUUCAAGUAGAUGGGGUUCCGGACUGUGGGUAAUAUCCGUUUCCUUUUUGGGAAAUUUCAGGUUUAAUAUAGAAUCGUAUACACAGCUUUAGAAGGGGGUCUGGAGGUUUCUUGCCUUUUAAUUUUCUCUUGUUUAUGUUGUUGAGUCUUUUCUUUUUUUCUUGGGGUGGGGGGGAAGUUAUGAAAGCUUUUCAAAGGUUGGAAAUAUGUAGAACAGGCACAGGUCAAUAAAUGAAAGUCUGGGUAAAUUUUAGUUGUUUUAAAUACUUUUGGAAAGUUUAGCUUAGCAUCCUAUAAAUACUGCAACAAUUCUCAUAAUUCUCGGUUGUUUUUAUUAUAAGAAAAUUAAAAGAAGCUGUCUGCAUUCCCUCCUUAGAAGGGAUAAAACUUCAAAUUUUUCUUUUCCAACACGCAACGACUGUGUCAAUCAUAUCUAAGAUAUCUGUUUCAUUUUCUCUCUGUCAUAUUACAUUCCCUGUAACUUAAUCUGCUUUUAAUCUAAAUUGAAACAGUGGCAUUCUUUCUCUGUUAGAAUUGGUGGCUGUGUCUGAUAUUUGUCUACCUUAUUUCUUCAACAUUUUUGUUGAGUUAACAAGGGCAUAGGUUCCCAAAAUUGUAGCUUGCUAAAGUUAGUAAUUUGUAGGAAAGUUCUAAGGCAAGGCUGGCACUUCCUAUAGAGGAGUUUAGUGGCAUAUGCCUUAAAGUAUAAGCUCAGCCUCGUCUUUUUACCCCCUAACUUCAGGACUAAAAUAUAGUUGAAAAUAAUAAAGGAGGAAGGAAGUUUCUAUCAACUGAAAUGAAAUAGGCUGACAUCCUUGAUUCGUAUUAGGAUCAUAAAAAAGUGGAAGUACCAAAAUUGGAUGAGUAUGGUUCACUAAGUACAUAUAUUGGAAAGAUGAGUGUAUUGAGUUCACCUCUGACUGUUCCUUGGCUCUUGUUAUGUGCAACUAUGGGCAGUGCCAGUCCAUAAUCUUCAUAAGAUUGAGGCAGUUUCAAACUGCCUUGCCUCAAGGCUAAUCUCAGAA